UGUAACUUGCGUCUGUGGAGAUGGCAGAGCAGGAGCCGACGGCAGAGCAGCUGGCCCAGAUUGCAGCUGAGAAUGAGGAGGAUGAGCACUCAGUCAACUACAAGCCACCUGCCCAGAAGAGCAUCCAGGAGAUCCAGGAGCUGGACAAGGAUGAUGAGAGUCUGCGCAAGUACAAGGAGGCGCUGCUUGGUGCUGUCACUGUGACUGCAGAUCCUAAUGCUCCAAACGUGGUGGUGACCAAACUAACUUUGGUCUGUGCUACUGCUCCUGGCCCUCUGGAACUGGACCUGACAGGUGACCUGGAGAGCUACAAAAAGCAAGCGUUUGUGCUGAAAGAGGGUGUGGAAUACCGGAUAAAAAUCUCCUUUAGGGUGAACAGGGAGAUUGUGUCAGGGUUGAAGUAUAUUCAGCACACGUUCCGAAAAGGAGUGAAAAUUGACAAGACUGAAUACAUGGUUGGGAGCUAUGGCCCUCGAGCAGAGGAGUACGAGUUUCUGACCCCCAUGGAAGAAGCUCCUAAGGGCAUGCUGGCCCGGGGCAGCUACAACAUCAAAUCCAAAUUCACAGACGAUGAUAAGACUGACCACCUGUCCUGGGAGUGGAACCUGACCAUUAAGAAGGAUUGGAAGGACUAGCCCUUCCCAAGGCCAAUCCCGAGAGAGCGCGAAUCAGACAGUGGCUACCGUAGAAACCCCUCCCUGUACCAAAGUGCUGACAUUGGAACCCCCUUCCUUUUCGCUCCCCCCUCCCCAUUUUAAGUUGUCCAGAGAGCUCAGUUUUGUAAUGUGCCCCCUCCCCAGAGAAUCACUGAGUAGAAUUGACCAAACCAUGCUGUCUGCAUCUGACCUCCAGCUGCCCGUCCCAGGGCCAUGAUGUCCCAGCACAGAGGUGGGAGCGCUUGCUCCUCUCCCUGGCCCUUUGCUGCUUCUCACCUUCCUUUAUUCUGGUAGGUGCUGAAGGGGAGAGACUCCUGUGCAGGAAGCAGAUCAGAGGCUGUUCUUAACUUUCCUGUGCACAGCUCAGGGUAGCUAUUGCCUCCCAAGUGGCUGAGGAACUUUGAUGCCAGGCAGCCGUUGAAUCUGUUUGUUGGCUAAAAUCAUGUCUGGCCUUGCCCCUGCCAUCCAGUCAGUGUCCUGGGAACACUGGCAGCUUCAUUUGUGGAUGUUCCCUGUAACCAUGAUGCCUUAAUGUGUAACAUGUAUCCUCUAGGGAGGGGGCCCUGCCCUUGUUACACUUUUUAAAUGCCCCCCACCUGCCCCGAGUUUGUUGGCAUGGCACUCACCUCGGUCACUCCCCUCCUGGGUUAUUAGGAAUGAUUCACAACUUCCCGCUUUGCUGCUGGUCCAUUCUUCACCCGAGACUGGACAUCUCCAAAGGGGAGGGUGAUGUGCCAUCCUGGGUGACACCCAACCCCUUCCCCAAGCCAUCCCUCCAGUGUCCAGAGAGCUGGCCUGGCAGAACCCCUAGCCCUGUUUAUGUAGAGCUCCGAACUCUCUGGGCAGCCCCAGCGCCUCCAAGGCACAGAGGGGGUUGCAAGGCAGGUAGGUGCAGGAGUCACUAGUGUUGCCAUCACCUCAGAUUUCUCAUUGCAGCCUAAGUAGCUGCAAAGCGCUGAAAUACCAGGGCAGCACCUGCCCUCCUCGCUCUCUUGGGCUGAGGAUGGACUAGUUUGUUUCUGCAGCUGUUCUCCUGAUGUGAUCAACAAAGAGCUUG
Struthio camelus australis is the source of this 1713-nucleotide messenger RNA. The record is from RefSeq and is a predicted model, not a curated record. Lineage: Eukaryota; Metazoa; Chordata; Aves; Struthioniformes; Struthionidae.